This is a messenger RNA of Venturia canescens, 5547 nucleotides long. RefSeq names its product Trehalose-6-phosphate synthase 1 (gene Tps1). The coding region runs from base 609 to 3011 and encodes 800 amino acids. The transcript has 9 exons. The record is from RefSeq and is a predicted model, not a curated record. NCBI's taxonomy places the organism in Eukaryota, Metazoa, Arthropoda, Insecta, Hymenoptera, Ichneumonidae. Gene Ontology annotation, molecular function: trehalose-phosphatase activity. Gene Ontology annotation, cellular component: alpha,alpha-trehalose-phosphate synthase complex (UDP-forming); cytosol. Gene Ontology annotation, biological process: trehalose biosynthetic process.
UCCAAUAAACCGAGUCGUUCCUCAAGCCAUCACUUCAGUGCUACUUUGGUGCUUCGGACCGCCAACAUAUCAACAUUCAUCUUUCUCUCUCUCUUCCUCUCUCUCUCUCUCUCUCCUUCUCUUUUCUCUCUUCCUUGCAUUAACGCACCCACACGUACGUCGGCAGCGUGCAGGAUCGGGAGAAUCUCCGAGUUUUUAUUUUCGUAGUCGAUUAUAGUAAAGCAUUCGAGAACGUCGUCGAGGAGGAAGAAAAAAAAGCACAAAACCGAAGCACCGAUCAUGGGUCUUUAGCCAAAUUUCAUCACGCGUUCGACUAUCGUGGACGAACGGAUUUUUGUGCGAGGAACUUCGGACGAACAGGGAGAAAAAGACCGCGAGAAAGUGUUCACUCCUUCAUCGACGCGCUUCUGGAGCCCGACUAUCUCAAACUAAACUGACGUUCGAAACUUCCGGAAACUGCGCUCCUUUCUUUAGGCAUAUUGUGUAGGAGGACAGGCGAAGAGAGAACUUCUUUUCACGUGAAAAACAUUCGAGUCGACGGCCAUUGCCCCUAUUUGUGAACUCGUCUGAAUUAAUAAGAGUUUCUCAAUAUAAACCCCCUCGUCGCAAUGUCUACAGAACCCGGGAGCUUCACUUCCACCGGAAGUAUGAUCGUCGUGAGCAACAGGCUGCCUUUCGUACUCAAGAGGAACGAUACCACUGGCCUAUUGGAACGUAAAGCGAGCGCUGGUGGUCUCGUCACCGCUGUGGCCCCGGUGGUCAUCAGUGGCAAGGGCGUUUGGGUGGGAUGGCCUGGGAUGCACAUGGAAAAUUGCAACGAACCGAUCCCCGAAUCUGAUCCUAACGACAAAACUCCGACAUCCGGUCUCCUGUCCAGCAAGGUCGUAGCUGUUCACGUGGAGCCUGCUAUAUUCGAUGCCUAUUACAACGGAUGUUGCAAUGGAACGUUCUGGCCUCUUUUCCACUCGAUGCCGGACCGUGCAACAUUCAGUGCUGAUGAUUGGCGCGCCUACGUCGCCGUUAACAAGGAAUUUGCUGCUAAAACGGUUACUGCACUCGAGAUCGUACACAAAGAUCAAAACAACCAAAAUAAUGGAACACCUUUGGUUUGGGUACACGAUUAUCACCUCAUGUUGGCUGCCAACUGGAUAAGGCAAGCAGCUGAAGAAAAAAACCUGCGACUGAAGUUGGGAUUUUUCUUGCAUAUUCCAUUCCCACCUUGGGACAUAUUCAGAUUGUUCCCAUGGGCGGACGAGAUUCUCCAGGGAAUGCUGGGCUGCGACAUGGUUGGUUUCCAUAUUCAGGACUACUGUUUGAACUUCGUGGAUUGUUGUCAAAGAAGUUUGGGUGGGCGAGUCGAUCGGAAGAACCUUUUGGUCGAGCAUGGUGGUAGAACGGUCCGGGUUCGUCCAUUGCCAAUCGGAAUACCGUUCGACAGAUUUGUGUCUUUGGCGGAAACAGCGCCGAAAGUGAUGUUGACCAAUCAGAAAAUCGUGCUCGGAGUGGAUCGUUUGGAUUACACGAAAGGAUUGGUUCACAGAUUAAAAGCGUUUGAAAUGUUGCUCGAGAAGCAUCCCGAGCACCGUGAAAAAGUGACUUUACUGCAAAUCGCGGUACCAUCGAGAACCGACGUUCGAGAGUACCAGGAUCUCAAGCUUGAAAUCGAUCAGUUGAUCGGCAGCAUCAACGGCCGUUUCACCACACCUAAUUGGUCCCCAAUUCGUUAUAUUUACGGUUGCGUCAGUCAGGACGAAUUGGCAGCUCACUAUCGCGACUCCGCUGUUGCUCUGGUAACCCCCUUAAGAGAUGGCAUGAAUCUUGUCGCCAAGGAGUUCGUCGCUUGUCAGAUAAAUUCACCGCCCGGAGUUCUCAUCGUUUCGCCCUUCGCCGGAGCCGGGGAAAUGAUGCACGAAGCUCUCAUUUGUAAUCCCUACGAAAUUGACGAAGCUGCUGAAGUCAUACACAGAGCACUGACGAUGCCCGAAGACGAGCGAACUUUACGAAUGAACCAUCUUCGUCGUCGGGAGAAACAGUAUGACGUGAAUUACUGGAUGAAAUCAUUUUUACAAGUUAUGGGAUCGCUCGACGAGAGAGAUUCGGUAGGUGCGACAACGAUGCAGCCGGUGACAAUGGACGAUUUUGACGAUUAUUUGAGCAAGUAUAUUGGCGACAACCACAAAUUGGCGCUCCUGCUCGAUUACGAUGGUACAUUAGCUCCAAUCGCUACACAUCCGGAUCUUGCUACAUUGCCUCUCGAGACCAAGAACGUAUUACAAAGAUUGAGCAAAAUACCGGAUGUCUACAUCGCCAUUGUCUCAGGUAGAAAUGUCAACAAUGUCAAAACAAUGGUCGGCAUCGAAGGUAUUACUUAUGCUGGUAAUCACGGUCUUGAGAUUCUUCAUCCCGAUGGUAGCAAAUUCGUUCAUCCUAUGCCUGCUGAAUUUGAGGGAAAAGUUGCUGGUCUUAUGCAAGCACUUCAAGAUCAGCUUUGUCGAGAUGGUGCGUGGGUGGAGAACAAGGGUGCUUUGUUGACCUUUCACUACAGAGAGACUCCGAUGGCAGGAAGAAAAGACAUGAUAGCAUCGGCGAAGAAAUUGAUCGAAGAAACGGGAUUCAAAGCUUGUUCGGCUCACUGUGCCCUCGAGGCUAAACCACCGGUCGAAUGGAACAAGGGUCGUGCCUCAAUUUACAUAUUACGUACUGCUUUUGGCCUCGAUUGGAGCGAAAGAAUUCGCAUUAUUUAUGCCGGUGACGACGUCACUGACGAGGACGCGAUGAAGGCGUUAAAAGGUAUGGCAGCGACUUUCCGCGUGGCUUCAUCGCACAUAAUUCGAACAUCGGCCGAGCGUCGAUUGCCCAGUACCGAUUCCGUCCUGACGAUGUUGAAAUGGGUCGAGAGACAUUUGUCGAAACGCAAACAUUGCAACAACAACGACAUCGGACAUCGAUACAGACGCAGUAGCGGUGGCGUAACGAUGGAAAUGUCUUUUCCGACCCAACCAAGAGCAUAGAUCUUUUCCCGAGGCGUCGGAAAAACGUCUUCAAAUAACUGAAUUCUGACUUUCGAAUAUUCGAUAGGAACGUUUUUUUUUGUAUUCGUAGAACAAAUUCCAUCGUAUUUUUUGAUUUUUGAAAAUUCUCCACUAACUUUUGUCCCACCGGGAAACGUAUAAUGAUUGAAGUUUGAUCGCUGCUUUCGAAAGUUUGUUAAAAUUUUGCUCGAACUGUCAAAAAAUUUGAUACAAUUAUUUUCCGAGUUUACAUCUAAUCCAUUGUUCACUCGUUUUUUAAUAUUCUUUUGUUCGAGUUCAAGAGCCUUGUUUUUUAGCUGAGCGUUCCUCGAAACGAAGACCGAAAUUCCCCGCGGAUUUUGCAAGUAUUUAUCUCCCAAAUAAUGUUGGAAGAAUAAUGAAAGAUAAAGGCCAUAUAACAUUCACUUCCAAGCGUUAAAUUCCAACUGCUCUGAUUGUGUCGUGAGCCCAAAGAAAACCAAAUAAACGGACGAUGUUGAAGUUCGUAUCGUUGGAAUGCAAAAACUUUUUUUUUCUUUAGUGAUAUCACAAUUUAUUUUCACUUUUGUACUACAAAAAUCGAUGAAACUUUGUUCCCAACGUGAGAAUCAAAUUGUCAAAAAAAAACAUGGAAAUCUGAAAAGCCAUCAACCGUUUAUAAAAACAUGGCAAAUUUUGAGCGAAGAAUUGCCAAUUUAAAGAAAAAAACUAAGCAUUUUAUUUUGUAUUGACACGAUACGAAUUUUCACUCCAAACGAACACAAGCAACUGUAUGAUAGUCUAAAAGGAAUAUUCGUCGGUGUAAAACGAAAUCUCGGACAGUCUUUCGAGCUCCUGUUGAUCAGUAAAUUAAAGAUCUUAGUAUUUAGUGAUAUAGUCGUAGGUCCGUUUCGCUCAAGAAGAAAUAUAAGUACCUAGUAGAAAAAAAAAACCAUAAAAAAAAAAUAAAGUAAUAUAAAAACAGCAAAAGCACAGCUUGUCGAUGUAAAGUUGCACGAUAUGCGAUUUGUAAAAACGUGCUACAGACUGCGAGAAUCGAUAGAGAAUUGGAGAGCACACAUUUUUCCAUCGCCCCAAAAAAUCUGAAAUAUUUUUCAUAUCUUUUGUAUGGAUAUUAAAAUUUUUGAAGAAAUUUCUAUGAGUAAAAAUCAUUGAUAAAAAAUGAAUUUUCAGAGACAUAUCUAAUAAUCGAUAGUAAACGACUGGGCCAAAGUGUGCUAAAAAUAAUGUGCUAACGAAAAUUCGAUUCUACAUUUUUGGUCCAAUGUUUUUCCAUUUACUUUCUAACUCUGGUAAUAAAAAGAAAUGUUUAACGAUGAAUCAUAUAAAAAUACUUUUUCAAAUGAAUUGCAUAGUAUAUUCGCAAUAGACUCUGGCGACACAAAUAUUGAUGAGAAUGUGCACAAAAACAUUUGCUCUGGUUACGAGAAAAAAAGGUGCUCGAAUUAUUGAGACUCUGACAAAAGAAUAUUUUUAUAUGGACGAGAGUCGAAAAUACUGCGUAACAAAACAUUUCAAUUGUUUGUCCAGAAUCCAUUUUUCAAUACAAAUCUAUAAACUCAUUCUGUUUAAAAAUGUACCUAGUAACGAUCAUACUCCAUUUUCAUUUCGUAAGAUCGAAACGUUUGUUUGACGAAUAACGCCCAACUGACAUCUCAAUUUUCUUCCUGAUAUUUAUUAGUUAAUUUUCAUCCCUAGUCAAUUAUUGAAAGGAGCGUUGAAGGAAUAAAUAUCACAAUAUUUUGAAACUAAAACGAAAAAUAAUUUUUAAUUAAUGUAUUUACAACACCGAACCAAACUGAAACAAGUCAAUUUUGACAUUGAGAUUGUGCCAUUUACGCCAAUGAUUUUUUAAAUCAAUAUAUAUUCUGAUGAAACAUUAUCAUGAUAGAAGGAUGUGAUUCUAAUGUGUUUGGGAACAAUAGAGUUAAUCCUUGAUGAAUCACGAAAGUUUGAUGAAUUUUAAUCGAUAAGCGACUUUGUUAAUAAUUUAUAAUUUUCAGUCUCUUUUGACGUAUAUAUUUCUCAACUUUUCCAAUUUUUUAAUUUUUUUAAAUUCAGUUUUUGCCAAAGUAAAGAUUUGAAUUAAAACAAUAAUAUAAAUGAUUAUUAAAGUGUUGCAAAAAUAAUGGAAAAAAUAAAAUUCAAGAGAAUCAACUGACUCGACUCUGCCGAUAAGUCACACAAACAGGGAUAUUUAUACGAAUUUCUAUACGAUCAUACUCAUGUUAAUUCCUCUAAGUGAAAAAUAGAUACGUAAUUCUCAUUGUACUCGCAGGGGAAAAAUGUAACUACUGGAUCGAGAUCCUAACUUGGGCGAGACUUUCCACAAAUUAAAACUAGUACAUUAAGCAAUAUGACUACUUUUUUCAACAAUAUAAACAUAUGUUUUGUGUAUAUGUCUUUCUCCAGAUGAAAAAUGAUAGUUUUUUGUUCUCAGAGGAUGUAGAGUGAGCGAGACAAUUUUUAUUUACAACUACACAAACAGAAUAAAUAUAAGUAAGCGCUUGAGUCGAAUAAAAUUAUUUUCUAGGUA